Rhineura floridana is the source of this 2236-nucleotide messenger RNA. It is a transcript of the gene BSX, whose product is annotated as brain specific homeobox. The coding region runs from base 1 to 744 and encodes 247 amino acids. The record is from RefSeq and is a predicted model, not a curated record. The transcript is spliced from 3 exons. NCBI's taxonomy places the organism in Eukaryota, Metazoa, Chordata, Lepidosauria, Squamata, Rhineuridae. Gene Ontology annotation, biological process: regulation of DNA-templated transcription. Gene Ontology annotation, molecular function: DNA binding; DNA-binding transcription factor activity, RNA polymerase II-specific.
AUGAACCUCAACUUCACUUCGCAGGCGGUGGCCCACUCCAUGUCUUCCCAAAGGCCGACUUCCUUCUUCAUCGAGGACAUCCUGCUACACAAGCCCAAGCCUCUCCGGGAGGUGGCCCCCGAGCACUUCCACAGCCCCCUGGCCUCUCGGGUGCCUCUGCUGGACUAUGGGUACCCCCUGAUGCCACCCCCGGCCAUCCUGGCGCCUCAUCCGCACCACCCGCUCCAUAAGCCUGAUCACCACCACCCGUAUUUCCUGACCACCUCGGGGGUGCCGGUGCCCGCCCUCUUCCAGCCUCACCCGCACGUCGAGCUGCCCGGCAAGCACUGCCGCCGUCGGAAGGCCCGCACCGUCUUCUCCGACUCUCAGCUCUCGGGCCUGGAGAAGCGCUUCGAGAUCCAGCGCUACCUUUCCACGCCGGAGCGUGUCGAGCUGGCCACCGCGCUUAGCCUCUCCGAGACCCAGGUGAAGACCUGGUUCCAGAACCGGCGGAUGAAGCACAAAAAGCAGCUGAGGAAAAGCCAAGACGACCCCAAGGCUGCCGGCGCUGAGGAGGGCACGGAGCAGGGGGCUGGCGAGCCCGAACUGGUGCCAUCGGACAAAUCCACCGACGCCUGUUCUACCGCCGCUGCGGAGCCCCGGAAAGGCGGCCACCCGCCGGCGUUCCUGCUGGAAGAGACUGAAGACGAGGUGGACAUCAUCGAGGGGGCGGCAGAGCUGUGCGGGCCUCAGCAUCUCAUCUAGGGCGCGCUCCGGACGCUUUCCCUGCCCCGCCACGGACUCCGGAGGCGUGUCGGGACUCCCACCCAGGACGGCUGGCCCGACGCGGGGUGUCGGCUGCGAAAGGACUCCUGGGUCCGCCCAGGACAAGGGCCAGAUGGAUCUGACCCCAGACUCUGGUCCAAGACGGCGAAACCCCGGUCAGAUCUGAGGGGUCCCCACCCACUCACACACCUCUCCCCUCCUGUGUGAGACUGGGAAUCACCACAAACAUUUUCCGAGCCCACAAGCUAGGGAGCAAGGUGAAAGGGCGGGUGUGUGUGAUGGGGUGGGGGGAACGGAGCGAGGUUCAGAACGUGGAUCAGAUCCACCGAGGUGAUAUCAGCUGGAGGAAGGAUUUGGAUCAAGGCCUUUUCCUCCUGAAGGAAAGUGAUAAGAUAGUCAACUGCUCAGGCUGACGACUCUUCAGUGGGGCGAUUUUUAAAGAGCUUUAUUUCUGCGCGCCUGCUGGAGUGGGUUGUUCCCGUUCCUACUGCAAAAUGCAGAAAUCUAAAUUGGAGUAAGUGGGGAUGGUAGCCUCUAGUUUGAAAACGAAACGCUCACACCCACACCCACACCCCCUUAAUGCAAAUAUACACCGUGGGCUCUUAGAUUUGUGGAACUUUAAUGCCAAUGGGCCGUUUAAUGAUACACGUCAAAGCAUUAUAUAGUUUCUAUAAAUCAUCGUUCUCAGAAAACUUCAUAUUCCCCAUUCCCUCGGCAAGCAGCCCGAUCCUGUGCGUGUUUACUGAGAAAUAAGUCUCACAGCGUUCACUAAGGCUUACUCCCAAGUAAGCGCUCACAGGACUCCAGUCCGAACAAGACUAUUGAAAAUGAAAGGCCACGAUCCAAGCCAAGUGAAAAGCACUCUGGAGCCCUAUUGGUUUCAACGGGCGAAUCAAAGCACAUACUGAAAUCCGUAUCCUUGGGAAUAAAUGUACUUCUAAGGUGCUUAGCUAUAAAUGGAUCAUGAACGAAAUUUAUUCCAUGGUGUUCUCAGGAUUUAUUUUGUUAUUAUUAUUUAAACCAAGCCCUUAUCUCUGGUAAGGUGGUCGUCUGCUCUCCAGAAAGACUGCUGUUAUAUCAAUAUAGCUAUGGAUGUUUUGUGUUGUUUUUAAAUUCUGUUGAUAAGUGCAGCACUGGAAAUGUAAGGGAGAAAAGUCAGAAGGAGUAGUUUACCAGUAAACCCUAUUUCGAAAGGUGGGGAAAGAGCUACCUCUACAGCAAGGUAAGGAGGUUUCUUACCUGGAAAGAAAGAAAUAAGGCUUUUGUGCUUUGCGAGAUUUCAGAGACCUUUUAAAUCAGAGCCACCGAUCUAGAGAGGGACUUCUUGAAUGGGGGAAGGAGUCCGACGAAAUGACUUUUGAGGUGCCUCCCAGCUCUGUGAUUCUAAGAGGGGGGUGGAAUAAAACCCUACCAAACUAUCCAUGAGGACUGGUCGCUUGAAGCCAAUAAAUAAAAUCCCUUUCAAAGAAAG